Phytophthora infestans T30-4 is the source of this 1206-nucleotide messenger RNA. RefSeq lists its product as uncharacterized. The transcript is spliced from 6 exons. The record is from RefSeq and is a predicted model, not a curated record. Lineage: Eukaryota; Oomycota; Peronosporomycetes; Peronosporales; Peronosporaceae. The coding region runs from base 1 to 1206 and encodes 401 amino acids.
AUGCCGCUGCACUUGAUUCCCCCGCCAGAGGCAGAACUAUUGGACGUGCUCUCAGGAAUAGACGCAGAUACGGUGAAAUAUGGCACGCCAGGACCUUCAGUUAAUGUGGUGCUAAGCGAGGACGUGCUGUCGUCUGAGCAGGCCUUCGAAGACUUCACGGACCAGUCCGAAAGUACCACGCCGCCAGUUGUAACACCCAAGCGGAAACGCCGCAAACACGAGCUGGACCACCUUCGAGCGGUGGCGACGGAGCUUGAGAAAAAGCUUAAGAUGCUCAACCGAGUGUCGGAUGAUCAUCAACAUUCAGACACUGACCACUUUUGGAAACACAUUUCGAACCAGCUUAUGACCGAGCGCCAAAGAGCAGUGGGAGAGAACGCUCGACUGCGCCAGCUCAUUCGGGAGCAAGUCAAGUCGGUCAAGGCGAUGCAGCGGGCGCUGGAUAAAACACCCGAUCAGAGUGUAGAAUGCUCCGUGCUGAGUGGAACGACGCAGUGCCAAUCGCCGACGUCGAAAGAUCUGUACAGAGAUCUUUUCAAGAGCAUUUCAUCUUCGUACAUCAGUGGUAUUGGCAACCUGUUACUACAUCAACCUGGUAUGCCAGCACCUAGUCUUGUGGGCAAGAGAAAAAUGAAUUUGGAGGUGGAGACUGGCGGCGAAUGCGAACCUCGGAUGUAUUUGCAGUUUGUCGAAAGCCGACUGAUACCUUUUAGCCUCGUGCGAAUCGGAGACCACGCCUGGGACUUUUUGUCAAGCUCAAACGGCCACGAAGAUUUUCAGAUGGCUCUUCACAACCAAGGCAAUGAACUGUUUGGACAUUGCACGGUAACUAACACAUCUGGUUUCAGGCAAUCUUUGGGCAACAUCGCGGUUCGAAGGUAUUACGAGUCGAAUAAGCUGACGUUCAUGUGGAAGUGUGACGGACUAUGCUCGCACGAUGACGCCUCCACAUCUAUGCGUGUUCGCCAGAAAGGAUCGUGUGUCUUCGAGCCGGCAGAGGAAGACCCACAGAACGCCACAAUCUUUCGAGCCUGUGUUCGAAUGACCCCAACCAUCGAGGACAACAGUGAUUCCUUUACCGAAUCGGCGAAGGCAGUCGGCCAAACCACGGAGAUUGUUAUCGAAAACUAUGAAAAAACGGUCGUGUAUAUUUUCGACACCGUAUUGGAAUCCCUCGCGUGCGAAGCGCCUAAUAAGGCAGGUUAA